CACGACGCAGCUCCGGCUUCGCCCGCGUUCCAACUUUCUUCCGCGGCUGUUUCCAUGAAGAGCGGCGAGCUGUAAGCCGAGGAAAUAAGGGAGACUACUUUUUGAACCAUUUUUUUCCCCCCCCGAGAGAAGAAUAUCGAGGAUGCCUCGUCCGGGGAGAAACACGUACAGCGACCAGAAGCCGCCUUACUCCUACAUCUCCCUCACCGCCAUGGCGAUCCAGGGCUGCCCGGAGAAGAUGCUGCCGCUCAGCGAAAUCUACAAGUUCAUCAUGGAUAGAUUCCCCUACUACAGAGAAAACACGCAGCGGUGGCAGAACUCCCUGCGACACAACCUGUCCUUCAACGACUGCUUCAUCAAAAUCCCCCGGCGCCCCGAUCAGCCAGGUAAGGGCAGCUUCUGGGCGCUGCACCCCAGCUGCGGGGACAUGUUCGAGAACGGAAGUUUCCUGCGACGCCGCAAACGGUUCAAAGUGUUGACCGCGUCCGACCACUUGGCCCCCAGCAAGCAGUCGGAUGCCGCCCAUUACCUCCAGCAGCAGGCCAAACUCCGGCUGAGCGCGCUGGCCGCCACUGGCACGCACCUUCCCCAGAUGUCGACGUACAACCUCGGGGUGUCGCAGACGUCCACCUUCAAGCACCCGUUCGCCAUCGAGAACAUCAUCGCCAGAGAGUACAAGGUCCCGGGCAGCCUGGCGUUCUCCACCAUGCAGUCCAUGUCCGCCGGGUACCCGCUGCACAACCAGCUGACGACGGCCUGGCCGCACAUGUACAACACCGGCGUGAUCGACACGGUGGGGCCCAUCUCCAUGGCGAGCGGCGACUACAGCGCGUACGGCGUGCCCAUCAAAUCCCUGUGCCACGGGGGACAGUCGUUACCGGCCAUCCCGGUGCCAAUCAAGCCGACCCCGACCUCAAUGUCCGGCUUCUCGGCGCUGCCGCCGCACAUCCCCGCGUUCCUCUCAAACUCUCCGCAGUCUCUGAGCCCGACGUCCCCACAGACCGCGACGAGCCAAAGCAGCCCGGCCACCCCGAGCGAGACCCUGACGGGCCCCUCCACACUGCAGUCUGUGGCUGUGCACUGACCCGGGGAACGUGGCCCCAGGGCCCCCUUCUGCCAAACCCAAAGUUUUCUGUCGCCGGAAACUAUCGAAAGGCGAGUUGCAGUUGCAUAUUGAUUUGUUCGUGUAUGUGUUGAAUGUGCGCUUUAAAAAAAAAAAGAUCGGUGUCACGUGGAGUCCAGCACAGAAUCGCACAGCGACAGUAUUGCUCUUGAAAAUAUAAAUUAUUUGAUAGUUCUAUUUUUCAGUUUAUUGUGACAUGUGAGUGUUGAAAGUGGAGCCUCCGGUGGGGAGUUUGUGUUCGGGCCCCGUCGACUCUGAUUUGAAACGCUUGCAGUUCCCGUGGCAUUUUUGUUUUUCUCUUUCAGUUUUUACCUAACAGCGAAACUUUUGCACCGAUUCUGUGUGAUCACUGUAAUGUCAAUGAAACUGCGAGGUUAAUGGCCUCCGUGCUUUUGUUUGCUUUUAAUACUGGAAUGAUGGAUACGGGAAUACCAAAUAGGAGUAGGAUAUAGAUUUGUUCUUCCAUCCCUGUAAAAAAAAAAAAAAAGUAAAGCAAACCGAGUCAUCAAGUCUUUUCAAACACGAAGAGUAGUAUUGUGAGACGUUCCUCAAAAUGCAAGAUGUGAAUAUUGCAAAUAACUGAUUCUGAAAUGUUGUAAAAUGCACUUUUUAGUUUUACGUUUUAGAUAUCUAUUUUCCAGAAAAUGUUCUGUGAAGCAUUUAAUUUAAAAGGCUGUGGUGACCAUGUGUAUCAGAUGCUGUAAAUUUGUACUUUUUUAGGUAAAGCAUGCGUUCUAAAAAAAGAAUUGUGUUGUAACUGAUGUUGUUAUCGCUGUUGUUUAUGUUUGAUUCUUUUUUUUUAAUUUUUUUUUGCAAGCAUGCGUGCUUUCGAAAAGUGUGCAAACAGUCUGCAAUGAAUUGGAAAAAAAAACAAAAACAAAAAACAAAACUGGUCAUCGAAAUAUUUUCUCAUUAAAAGUGAA
Molecule: messenger RNA, 2046 nt
Organism: Scophthalmus maximus (turbot)
Lineage: Eukaryota; Metazoa; Chordata; Actinopteri; Pleuronectiformes; Scophthalmidae
Gene: foxb1a
Product: forkhead box B1a
Exons: 1
Coding region: 143-1084 (313 amino acids)
Biological process (GO): anatomical structure morphogenesis; regulation of transcription by RNA polymerase II; cell differentiation
Molecular function (GO): DNA-binding transcription factor activity, RNA polymerase II-specific; RNA polymerase II cis-regulatory region sequence-specific DNA binding
Source: RefSeq, a predicted model, not a curated record